Molecule: messenger RNA, 3176 nt
Organism: Cynoglossus semilaevis (tongue sole)
Lineage: Eukaryota; Metazoa; Chordata; Actinopteri; Pleuronectiformes; Cynoglossidae
Gene: tmem51a
Product: transmembrane protein 51a
Exons: 3
Coding region: 325-1158 (277 amino acids)
Source: RefSeq, a predicted model, not a curated record
GCGCUGUUGAGCCACCCCCCUUCCUUCAACCCUCACUCCCUGUUUCUCUAUGUCUCUCUGCCCCUCCUCUCGGUCUGGGCCUGUCCGUAUCUGGGAGGAAACAAGAAAGUUUCUUAUCUGCCAACGCAUUUUUAGAAUUAUUCCUGCCACAUACACACAUACCUUAGGUUCUCUCCAUGCGUGAGUGUGUGUGAGGGUGGGUGAAGACACACACCUUCAGCUCAGAGGAGGAGGAAGAAGAGUUCAAACUGCUGGGCAGAGACGAUGCAGAGACUUUAAGCCUCACCCUGCUGCUAGUCUGAUUGUAGUAUAGAGACCAACAAGAUGCGGUCCAGUGCGGACACAGCAACAAGCCCUUCUAACGCAAGAAGAACAACUGGCAACACCAACACUCACAACAGCACUGGAAACUCUGGUUCUCAGUAUGCUCUGUGUGCUUUAGGGGUUGGGCUCAUUGCGCUUGGAAUUGUGAUGAUCGUAUGGAGCGCAGUACCUGCAAAUGUAGCCAACAACAGCAGUGUAUCAGAAGAGGAAAGCAACACUGACAGCAGAAAAAACAAAGCAUCCUCCGUUGCCUUUGUUCUGGUUGGUUCUGGGGUGGUCAUGCUGUUGCUCUCCUUGUGUGUUGGAAUGAAGAACAAGCAGCGGGAGCAGCAAUACCUUCGGGAGACCCAGAACAAUGGAAGGGUAGCAGACCCAGAGCAGCCGGAAGGUGAAACUGCUGAAGAACAAGCCCAGAGGUACGCUGUACCAAGCUAUGAAGAGGCAGUUGGCAGUGGUCAGUACCCUGUUACUGAGAGCAACCACCGUUCCGGCUCCUUCCAUCUGCCCUCUUACGAUGAUCUGGUUGAACGUGAUGGAGUACAUCUUGAACAUGAAGGCACAGACCCCACAUCUGGUGGACCAAACUCACCUGCUCCAGCUCUCAGUGGUUCCACCGGUGCUGCUGCUGCUGCCGCCGCCACAGCCCCAGCAUCGAACCGUAAACCAGGAAAAAACAGCCGAAAGCUUCUCUCUAUCAAGAUUCGCAGGAUUAAAUCAGAAAAACUUCACAUAAAAAAUGUUGAUAACUCGCAUCCAGAUGCUGGGAUCAGUGUAGAACCACUUACUCCACCGCCACAGUACGAGGAAAAAGAGCCACCACUAACAUCCAGCUGAUUAUGUUUUAAAAACUUCUCUAACUCCUGCAAUCUGCCAUGAUGACACCAUGAUGUCAUUGUGAGGAUCUGGAUCUUAUUAAGCCAGGACCCGGAUGGCUUUUUAUCUGUUUUAGGCACUUUUAUAUUUAACGCUAAAUCUACAUUUACUUUGUUAAACUUUGGAAACUGACUGGAUGUCUGAAGCAGAUAUGGUGUCAUGGCUCUCUUAUUUCACGGUGGCUGUAUCUGAUCCUCACUGUGUGUACAUAAGUGGGCGAUGAUCACAUUACAUUAAUGUGCAAUCAUGUUAUUUGCGUGCAAACAAACAGCGUGCUGGUCAUUUGUAAAGUAGAUUCACAGACACACACCACAGGGGAGGAAAUGGUACACCCUGAGAUUUCUUCCCUAUCACUGCUACUGGUUUACUAACGGUAUGUGACGUUGCAUUUGUUCACCUGGCCUAACCUGACAUGUGCUUCAGAAACACUCCUCUACACUGUCAACAGUAUUUGUGCUGACCUGCCCCAGUACCUUUGGUCCAGGUUGUCAGUUUUAUAUUUUUGUCUACUGUGUUUUUUUUACACACCUAUUUAUGUAAUAUUUUUUUAAAAUGGAAUGUACAACACUGCAUCUUAAUUUUAAUAUCAAUUUUAACAAAGAGUUAUAAAACAUUUGGCCAUUAAUAAGUACCUCUCCAAACAUGGCUGUCGUCAGUGCUUUGUUUUCAAAAGCAUUAGUGCAGUUAAAUGCUUCCGGUGGUUGAGUGAAAUAAUGAAUUGGGAAUUCUUGUAAGUUCUUUAAAAUGUAACACUCAUAACAAACGUAACAAUCAAAAUACAUAUGAGCCAACAUAGUGUUCAUCUUGCAUAAUAUAUAUAAUGAUAUUUUGAAUAUGGCAAUAACAUGGAGGACCUCUGUUCCACAACCAAAAUAAAUAACUAAAUAUAAACAGGAGGUAUUAUCAAUCAUUUAUAUAAAUAUCAGUUACAUUUAAUUAGAUGUUUCUCCAUUAUUGCAUAAAACCAGAUAACAAAUCAAGCACAAACAGCUGCAGGCUGAAAAUAGCAUUUCUCAGGAGGCAUAUUUCUAGGUAUCUGAAAAGCCCAUUGUUAAAUGUACUCAUUUGACAGUUUUCCAGGAAGCUCAAAGUCUUUUUUGUUCUUUCAAUAUGGUAAUGCUUAAUAACUACUCUGCUGCACAGUGUUGCCGCACUCCAUUUGUGCCCAUUAGCGUGCAGCUAAAUGCGUCCAGUGCUGCACUGUUGCACCUGCCUGAAGCACUUCUCUGGACUGUACCGACUUGCUCCUCCACAGCAGGUUAUUUUAGUUUUGGUGAACAGUGAAUAAAGAAACAGAAGAACAUGAAGGAAGAGUCAUUGUGGAUAGUUGAAAGUCUCUUGGCUGUAGCCAUGGUGAACACUGUGGAGCUGUGAAAGCACUACUGUUGCCUCUGCUCCUCUCUCUUCUCCCUGCCCUGGCCCUUAAUCCAAAUGACCAACAGAGGGAUUCAUUGACUUUGCAGCUGUUCCUUAGUAACUGCAGCUAUUACUCACUCACAUGCUCAUCACAUUCCAGCACAUUUCUUUUUUAUAUAAAUCCUGUCAUGUUUUAGUAUUUUUUAUUGACAGUCUACUUCGUAUUUCCUCUUCUGCUGGAUUGGCUUCUCUGCAAAGCUUUAUUUAUUAUUUGUAUGUAAACAUUUCAAUUUGACUUAAACUGUUUCCUAUUUGUUUGGAGAACAUUUUCCAUAAGUGACAUCAUGGCUCAGUUUCAGGAAAUUGUUUAGUCAAUGUGACAUUUAAAACAGUUGCCUAGCCAUAAAUUCAAAUAGGGUCUGAUCAGUGACAUUGUUUUAGUAUUGGACAUCAAGUCAUUCGUGGUGUCAAAGUCUGAACACAAACCUUUUUUUAAACUAUUAUUUUACAUGUACUGUGAAGCUGUACUUUUCUAACAGAACAUUGAUAUUCGUUUUUCCAAAGGGUGAAAAUCUGUUUUAUACAAUAUGUAUUUUAUGCUAAAUAAAAAGAGAGUGUUUACU